Pediculus humanus corporis (human body louse) is the source of this 1524-nucleotide messenger RNA. RefSeq names its product sialin, putative. The transcript is spliced from 2 exons. NCBI's taxonomy places the organism in Eukaryota, Metazoa, Arthropoda, Insecta, Psocodea, Pediculidae. The coding region runs from base 1 to 1524 and encodes 507 amino acids. The record is from RefSeq and is a predicted model, not a curated record. Gene Ontology annotation, cellular component: plasma membrane. Gene Ontology annotation, biological process: transmembrane transport; monoatomic anion transport. Gene Ontology annotation, molecular function: transmembrane transporter activity.
AUGAAUGAAGAAGAAAAAGAAGAAGAAGAGAAAAAACAACAACAACAACUACAAGAAGUAGAACAACCACCACAAGAACAACUACGAGAAGUGAAACAACCACAAGAACAACAACAACAGAAGGAAAAAAUUAUAGAAAAUACAAACGAAACUGAUGUAACGAAAAAACCGAAAUUGUUUUUUUCCGCGAGACUAUUGUUGAGCAUCGUUUGCAGUAUUGCCAUUUUCAACGUGUCUUACGUCAGAAUAGGAAUAUCCAUCGUCAUUGUGUGCAUGACCUUACCUCGAAACAGUGAGAAUAUAAAUUCAGGAGAAUUCGAUUGGUCUUCAUCGACCAAAGGAUUCCUCACGUCUGCUUCCUUUUACGGAUUCAUAAUAGGCCCAUCGAUCGCGGGUUUCCUGAGUUUUAAAUACGGCGGAAAAAUAAUUAUCAUAGCCGGUACUUUUCUCACGGGAUCCGUUAACGUUUUCCUACCCGAAGGCACGAGACUGACUCCCGUUUUAUUUUUCAUUAUAAGACUCGUAUCCGGAAUAUUUGGAAGUUUCAUAUUUCCGGCUUUCUACGAUCUCAUGGCCAAUUGGGUAGUGCCAGAAGAAAGGCAGUUCUUAGUAGGAGGAUCCCUUAUCGGCAUACAAUUGUCGAGCAUUUUAAAUUUUCCGAUAAACACAUUGACUUGUAAUUAUAUGGGUUGGGUAUGGAUAUUUUACUUGCUCAGCAUUUGGCUCAUAGCUUGCGGAUUCCUUUUCGUAUUCACAAUAUACAACGUACCGGAAAAGUGUCCGUUUAUAAAGGAAAAAGAACUAGAGUUUUUAAAGGAUAAAAUUCAGAAACCCGUUAAAACGGACAUACCGUGGAAGGAAAUAAUCAUGUCUUUGCCCAUAUACGCUUACAUUCUCAUGCAUUUUUGCAUAAACUAUGUUUUUCUCAGCAUUAUAUUGUCUCUGCCGAUGGUCAUGGAAGAAGUCUAUCAUUUGCCAUUGCAAGAAAACGGAAUUAUAUCCGCAAUGCCUUUCUUGGGUUCUCUCGUUGUCAGAGUGUUAUUGUGUUUUUUUUUUGAAAAUUUGCGUAACAAAUUGAAAUUAUCCAAGAAUAAAAUGCGAAAAAUAUUCAUAUCGAUAGGUGCAGUUUUCAUAUCCGUGUUUUUCCUAAUAAUCACUCUUCUUCCGUAUCAAUAUUGGUAUUGGGUUUUGGGUUGUUUCAUAAUAGUUUCUUGCAGUUUGGAAUUAUGCGUAACGGGAGGGUACCUAUUGAGCCUUUUAGAUUUGUGUCCGAGUUACGUAAACAUAGUAUCGGGGGUGGCCAACAGCAUUGGGAACACGGCAGGACUCAUAUGUCCAGUUUUAAACGGUUUGAUAACCAUUAACGGUACAAAAGAAGAAUGGAACGUUGUUUUUUACGUUAACAUAACCAUUUUGUUAGUAUCCGUUGGUUUUUACUUGAUGUUCGGACAGAGUCGAACACAAUAUUGGGAUUUAUCAUCGUCGCACGUUCCAACGGAGAAAGAAAGAGAGAGAAAACACUAA